This is a messenger RNA of Porites evermanni, 17358 nucleotides long. The record is from the annotation of a GenBank genome assembly. NCBI's taxonomy places the organism in Eukaryota, Metazoa, Cnidaria, Anthozoa, Scleractinia, Poritidae.
AUACGUAUUUUAAUAUGAAUCUGUCUCCAAAAGAACUUUCUUCCUUAUUAAGGUAAGUCAUUUGUCAUUUGUUGCUUUCCUCGUGAAUACUCGAGGCUGGAAAAUCGAACUUUUUCGACUCGAUCUUUAAAUUACAUAGCAACAAGUAGGAGCUGUAAGAAGGUAAUCGAAAGGAUAGUAAAUGUAACACCCAAACAGCUGUUGGUAAAAUGUCUGUAAAUUGGUUCAUAUGUGAGACAUGUGUUACAGACUACUAGUAUUAGCGUUGUCAAAAGCGCUAACGAGCAUUUGUAUUGCUGCCAUCGUUUAUUAAACUUUUACUGCUGUAUCCUAAUUGUUCGUUCCAGUUUACGUCUAAGAUAAUUGCGUUGUGUCUCUUUUCUUUUAGCAUCCUUGCAGAAGAUUCUCUGGCUGUUUCAUCUUUUGAAGCUAUUGCUAAUUCUUUACACCAACGUUUUAACAAAAAUGAACAUUUCCAAAUUGGCUGUGCAAUGGUAUGAUACUAAAGAUGUUAUAUGCAAGUGAGGUUAUCCUCUUUUUUUUUCUGUUUAGCGUCGUCCAACCGACCCAAAUUCUUGGCAUUUUUAAAAAACAAAAACAUAAAAAUGUAACGACGUAAGUAAACCAUUUUUCACGUGAAAUAAUUCUUUUAAUCUGAAAAAUGAGCAUAGUAACAGCAUAGAGAAAAACAGGAUCAAAAACAGCAACAUUUUUUAUAGUAUAUUGGGCAUUUUGUUAAUCCAAAUAUGUGAAUGUUAACUUUUAACGUCAUCCUGGGAUACUAGGACCUCCUAUUCUGAGACUUCUUGUCAUUUUUUUUUUUAUUUAGGUUUUUUUUUCAAUCCAAACAACCGACCUACCCAACAUCAGGAAAGCAUUCAACGCUAAACGAAGAAAAAAGGGGAUGGCCUUAGUAUCAGGGCUAGGGUCCAAGUAGCAGGACUUGUUUACAGUCACUUUGUUCCAUGAUCAGUUUGGUUGAAACCAGUCGUUUCGAUACAAAGUUGUUUUGAUACAAGUCAUUUCAAUUCAAAGUCAAGUGGUUAAAUUGCACAAAAAUUUUUGACCAGUACAAUAAUAAUUUGUAUAGUUUGUGUGUGAACAAGAAAAACAUUUUGGGUGAAUAUUCUCUGGUCUUUAAGCCUAGUGUGUGAAACUAUUUAUAAUUCAAGUAAAUAAAUUUGUAUCAAAACGACUUGUAUUGAAAGGACUUUGUGUCAGAAUAAAUGACUGUAAAUCAGAUCGUUCCAUCUCAACUUCAGAUUAUUCGUGUGGUCAGACUGUUCCACGUCAUAAAAAUACAUGUAAUAAUGUAAAUGUGUAAAGAGCAUUUUUAGUAUAAAACUUGAUAUGAGGAACACUCAUUUGACUUUUUCGCUUAAAAAGUGGGGUAUACACAUAAGUAAAACACUUGUCACUGCUAGUGGCUUAAAACAAUGACCUACAUACAUGAAUACAUGUUACAGGUCAAAGUUAAAUUCAGGUUAAAAUUUUUUAACCUAAGUGUAGGUUGGUUCUCACUUUCCUUUGUUUCAUAGCCCUAAUUAUUCAUGAAGUAGGGCUACAUGUAGGAGACAAAGUAAAUUGAGAAUCAACCUAAGUUUAAAAAUUUUAGUGGAUUUGCUAUUGGGCCAGAGUGAAUUCUUUUCUUAAACCUCUCUUACGGGCAAGUGAAGUUUUUUGGGGGAAUUCCAAUUACCACAGAUUUUUAAUCAAUUCUGCUCAUCAAGAUUUUAUUUUGGGCUAUAUAAAAUGUCUCCUGGGAUAGUACAUGUCUACAGUUUGUCUGAGUGGCAAGCUGUAAAACUGAUGUUCUUUUAACCCUGUUGAUACUGUAGUUGGUGUACCAAUGCUCCUAAUAUUUCUUGUUGUGAUUAUUUCCAGUUAAUGCUGUUACAACAACCUGACUUAUUACCUUCAACCAGCCAGAGAAUUGUGGUUCUGUUUUUGUUAUAUGAAAUGUAUAAAUCUGAGCCUGUUGCUAACAAUCCAUUUGCAUCAGUGUUUGUACAUGUUUUGGUGAGUCUUCCUUCUUAUUUGGUUGGUGCAUGUUGCUCCAGGAGGGGUACUCUUGAUUUCAAGUGACAGGGAUGAUUAAAUGGGGGCAAAAAUCAAAACCCAAAAAAUCCGUUGGGCUUCCAACAAAACCCAAAAAAUUCCUUGGACCAAAAAUUAACCUACAAAAAUCCCAUGCCAAAUUUCCAAGCCUUAAAAAUUUCCAGAAAGCAUUAACAGUGAGAACACAAAAACAGCCACAAAACAAGUUUGGUUGUACUUUAUUCGCAGAACUACGUGGCCAGAACACGUAGGCACUACACUGUAACCACAAAUCUUGAGAUUGUUUUGAAUACCCCCAAAAAAUCCCUACUUAAAUCAAGCCACACCAAAUAAUACUUGCCAAAUUUUCCAACCCCAAAAAAUACGAGAAUCAAAAACUUCAAAUACAAAAAAACCCUUUGAUCAUCCUGUCACAUUGCAAAUAAGGGACUGUUACGGUGCGAUAAAAAUUACACAUACAUGUAUGUUUCGCUAGCUGCAAUCCAAUAUGUUCAUUACCGUUCUCAAAGAUGCAUUACAACGCCUUCGAAACCUAAAGUAGAAUUAAAGUACAAAUAUCACUACGAGAACGCAUAAAUAAAAUAAUAACGAGCACGUGCAUAUGGAAUGUCACAAACUUUCGCACGUAUCAGCGAAACAAUGUAAUUAUUACAAAAAGAAAAGAAAUACAAGAACAGGCAAACAAUGCAUGGUGUACAGAAGCAGCAAACAAUAGUUGCUAAUUUCUUCAGUUUUUCCUUGGCUAAAAUAAAAGGUACAUUCUUGUAAAACUUGUUCUUGAGUGCCUUUUGUUUUCAGUUGUUAUUACUGGAAAUUGUUACUAUCUUAACUGAAAGAUUUAAACUUAACAGAUGUACAUAAUUAUUUUUAUGAUUUUGUUUUCUACCAUGUACUGAAUAUGUGUAUGUUAUAAACACUACAAUCAAUGUUAAGAUGCUCUCUUAUCUCCUCUUUUCUCUUGACUAUAUCAAUUGAUAUGAAAGUACAUGUGUUUAAUAGAAUAAAUGAAUGAGCUGAGGGAAAGUUGAAUUGAAAACACAGUAGUGUAAGAUAACAUUUAUCAUCAUUUUAAAACUAAGAUCAUCAGUGUCCAUUUUUAACCUUCAAUGCCAUUUUUUAACGUAGAGUUCAAACAAUGAGGAAAGCAGAGUGUGUGGGCUCGAGUCUCUUCCUGCACUAAGCCAAGCUGAGAAGUCUUUUCUGUAUCUACUGAUCACAACACCAUCAAGAGAUGUAAGUGUUAUAUCGGUGUUCAAAAGGAGCCAAUAACACAGGGUCCAGAGGAGACGUGUUUGUCAUUAGAACAUCAAAACCUGUCGAAAACCUCUGAAAAAUGUGUUAUUUUGAUUGUGUUACAGUUUCAUUGCACAUUCUGUAGACUGCAAACCUAGAGACUGAGGGCUCGGAAGAUCGGCUUACAGUAUAAAAUACAGAAAGGGAGGAAACAAAUUUAGGGGCGAUUUACGAAUCCCUGAAACUCAAAUGGAAUUCAUUCACGUCCAUCCCCUAGUGAUGCGGUUCACAGUGAACGAAGUCACGUGGUACAAGUUUCCUCCCUUGUCCUUUUUUUACUCGGCACUUCGGGCGACGUGCCGUGCGCCAGUGAGGAUAUGGCUUGCGGUUAUUGAUUUUCAAAAUGGCAAACAACAAAGUCGAUCUGGGCCAGAUAAGAAGCAAAGAAAUUGUUUACUGUAGAUUCAUAAAGAUCCCAUUGGGCUAAUUAAUCGUGCUAAGCGACAGGUAUAGACAUUUUUCAAGGUGAGACUUUAAAUAAGUAAUUCAUUUAUUCACACGAAACUCCUUUGGACCCUGUGCAAAUAAGUGUACAGCUUCAUAACUUUGAUAUUUUUAAACCCAUUUUUCAUUGUUAAUUAUUUUCUUGGUUUUUGUUUAGCUUUUAAAGAAAACACCUCGACAAGUGUUAGUGAUGGACUUUCCUGGUGGAGGACAGGUAAGCAGGAAAAAAUAUUAAAAUUUGAUCUGAAAAGCGAAAAUGGACACUAACAGUUUUCUGUUUAACAGGCAGAAAAAACAGAUUGGAAACAGGUGUAAAUGGUUACCAAAAGCGUUUAAAAAUAUUCCCAUUCCCUUUUAAUGGACAACUAAAAAUAUUAAAUGAUUGGGCUAGGGCAUUAAACAAAUCGACCAAAAUGUUAAAAAGGUUGUACAAAAAGGGGGGUAGCUAAGAACAUUAAUGCUCUUUGAAUAAGAUUGUUAAACGAUCGUAAAAGGAGAGCUCAAAAUGUUAAACUUUUCAACAAUAAUUGGUAAACAGUUUCAAAUGUCCUGCUAGUAAUAGGAAAUUCUACAAGAUUAGAUGCACCAAAAAUGAAACAAACCACUGCAAACCCUUAGACCUCCUCAAGACAAUAAACUCAAAAUACACAUAUUCUAUUAGAAACCUAACAGGUAGUCAUUGUUAAGAUACAGUACAAAAGAGCUUCUUCGAUAGGCUGUUAGUCAACUUGUCAUUAGUUUUUAGAAAAAUCUCUCAGGUACAGCAAUUAUUGUUAUAAUUUGUGAUAUUCUGAGCUGUAUUUUUUACAGGUCAAAAUUAAAUUCAGGUUAAAAUUUUUUAUCCUAAUGUAGGUUAAUUCUCAAUUUCUUUAGUCUCGUUGCCACAACUCAUGAAUAAUAUUAUGGCUAGGAGACAAAAGAAAUUGAGAAUCAGCCUAGGUAAAAAAAUUUCAACCUGAAUUUAAUUUGGACCUAUAACAACAGAGUGUCUAUUUUGGCUUGGAUGACUGUCAGGUGCCUGACAACUUACUGUAUUACAAUGUGGGGCUUGAAUUUUUACAGAUGAGCAAUAUACAUGUAUUUUAUAACAACUGCAAAACGCAAUAGUACCUCAAAGAUAUUAGCUCAGUAGAGCUACUCUGAUAGUAGCACUUGACAAUGGUAAAACUGAUGACCUUGUGUCCCUGCAUAACAUAAACAAAAGAUGAACAAGUUUUCAUGCUUGGCCUUUUCUUGUGGUAUUCAAAAUUCUUGCAUUAAUUUGAGAACUCAGGUGGAAUGACAUCCAAAAAUGAAACACUGUUGUCAUUUUUAGUACCGGUAAUUACAUUUGGGACAUUCUAUUCUAGUUAGAUUUUGCUUUUUGUGUGGAACUCGGCUCUGAUACUCAUCUUUGGAGUCACUUUUUGUCCUCAAUAACCAACUCAAAUGAAAUGGCUAUUAUCUGUCAAACUACAGCUGUACUGUUGUGUUCAAUCAUUCUACUCUUUUUGUCAGAAUAUAGACCUAAGUUCUUUGCAGUUGGCUCUGACUGAGAAGAACUCACAGUUGCCAGACUUGAGUUGCUGUGGACUACCUGCUGUAUUGGGUGAUCCUGAUCCGGAUGUAAGGUACAUAAUAGUGUACAAAUAUUAUAAUUCUUACCAUAGAUUUCCUGAGGUGACUUUUAUCAAUAAUGUACAUGUGAAGGGCAUUGGGCUACAUGUACAUGUAAGUUGUGUCUUGGAUGUUACAACAUUUUAACUGUACAUGUAUAAAAAUUAUAUUAUUUUGUAGGUUACAUUUAAAUUCUCUUAUGUCAUGCACUAUUCAUGUAUAGUACAUUCUUUGACUGUAGUUGUUGGGGUUUUUGACUUGAAGAGAUGGCUCAAAUGCAGGCUAGUUUUGAAGAUGACUGGAGACAAAAAUUGCAGCACUUGCAAAGUGAGAAUCUCCUUGCAAAGAUUAUUUAGGACAUAUAGCUAAAAUGUGAGCUGAAAAGUUGUUAAUUGACUUGAAAAAGGGCAGAAGACAUGUGUACAGUAAAAGAAAGUAGAAUAGUGUGCGUAUAGUGUUUUCUUUAGAUUGUUUUUUUUUUCAAAUGCAUGACAGAAAGGAAAAUCGUUAACACAAUGUUCUACUUCACAGCUCAGGAUUUGAUUCAACUGCUGCAUCACAGAUAACAGAGACUCUUGUAACAGGUAAAUUUGAUACAUGUACUUCCUUAAAUAUGACUGACAGCUACUUUGAUCAGUGCUUUGAAAAACUCUCAGGUAACCAAAAUAAUAACUUCCUAUAAUGUAGACUAAACAUUGUACUAAUGUUGAUUCUGUUUAAGUCAAUCAUCUUUUCUGUACUCACAAGUGUUUAUCUUGGCAGAUGCUGUAUUUGGAACCAUUAUUUUCUUUUUUAACUUGUACUAUGGACUUUGUAUCACUGUGAAAGCUCUAAUCCUUAAUCACUUUUGGUUCAGUAUCAAAUAAGGCCUAUGAAAUAAAAAAAGAGCUCUAAGACUUGCUUGUUUCUCAAGAACCAAAAUAAGUCAUCAUUUAAUUAGCAACUGGGCAUGACUAGAGCACAGCAUCAUUGAUGGUUUUUUGAGAGAAAGACAGUAGAGACCAGUGGAGAGUAAAGAAGUAUCCAUGACCAGUAGUAGGGGAAAUAAACCAACAGCAAACCUAAGUACAUGUACAUGUAUUAUUAGAGCAAUUUUUGUAUAACCUUGAAAAUGGUUUCAGUAAGUGUUUGUUAUUUGAUUUAUCAGCGAAUGGGUGAAAAGAUCAAAAAAUGGACUCUUCAUUUUCUGCCUAAGAAAACCCUAAUAUGGAGAAGGCAUUGUUCGAUUGGCCAAUCAUUUACAGUAUGAUGUCAAAGCGAAGUAUUGGUUGAUUUCUAGAAAGUUCUCGGGCAUGAAGUUUUUUUCCCCCCAGCAUUCACUUUAACCAACCAAAAACCACAGACGUUUGUAUCCGUUCGAUAAACCAAUAAAUAGCUCUAUUUCCGUUCGAUUGUUGUUUCUGUUUUGUUCGCCCAUUUUCAUUUCAAGAUCAUACAAAAAUUGCUCUAACUAAUUAAAGUGAAUCAAACCUCAGGCCAAUUGGGGAGAGGCAAGAGCUUUCACCAAUUUUUCUUUUCCUCUAUAAGUGAUAUUCAACAUUCACAAAAACAUCAUUGCAAAGUUAUUUUUCAUUGUCCUUGUCAGCAAGACAAAAAUACCCAUUCAAUGUUAAUUAUUUUCUCUGUAACAGUCUUUUUGCUGCUUCUUUAUGUUUAUUCAACCAAUGUAGAAUUGUGCAUGUACAUUACAGCUGUAAUAGUAAUGCUUGCAGAGAACACAAAACACAUCCCUUUUGCUUCAAAAAAAAUUAUAAGAUGUAAUGAUCCCCCUAAUCUUCCGCCUUCCCACCUGCCAGUUCAUUUUGAACUUCGGUACGGCGCAAGGUGCUUUUUUGUUCUGAUUCUUUGGUUGGGUGAUCAGUAAAUGAUUGUCCUUUAUAAGAAUGAUUGUCAUAACCGAUGCAGAAAAUGAUUUUUAAUCAAUAUUGUAAAAAUUUGAAUAUUAAUUAUGUUUGCUAUUUUUAUUUUAGGGCGUAAUCCUCCUUCUGAGUUAAACCUCAGGCCAGUAUUUGUCAGGGUCCCACCACCUCUUUACUCCUGUGAUGAUGAGGUAAAAAUUCUUAAUAAAUAAAUCCAUGAUUGUAAGAUUAAUGCUUUGAAUCUAAACCGAAAUAGAUCAAGCAUGAUAGGGCUUAUCUCCUUAGUGGUUCCACAGUGAUAAAUAAAGAAAGAUGGUAAAUAUUUCGCUCAGUAGUGAAUGAGAAUGAUGUAAUAAAGAUUAUAAUUAGAUUAUGGGACAAAAAACGGUAUUGAUUCCUCAACAGUAUUCCAUCUUUGUUUAUUUAUCACCAGACAGUGCACUCUUGUCAUUGCUUCAUUUUUCUCACAGAAUGCAGAGCGUUUUCACAUGACAUUACAGCAGCCAUGUUGGUGUUCCUGUGGGAGUUAAACUCUUUUCUUUUGUAAACACUUUCUUUUGUUUCACCAAAUUAAUUUGCAUAGAUGCCAGCCACAUAAGUAAAAAGGCUCUACUGAUUUUGUUGCCUACCGUGUAUGAACCUACAUAUACUUACAGUAUAAUUAUGGCCUUGCUUUUCAUGAGUCUCUCUCCAUAGCUCAGUUGGGUAGAUUGCCAUUUGGUGUCUUAGAGGUCAUGACUUCAAAUCCUGUCAGGGUCUCUAGAAUUUAAGAGUUCCUUCACAGUCAUACAUCUGUCAAUUUGGUGGCCUGUCCUUCAUGGCUCAGUUUGGCUAAAGUACAUGGCAUAACUUGUUUAAUGCCUCGAGUAUUGUUUCAGCUGGGAUCUCAACCCUUAACCCCCUGUUUCACACAGUUUAAUACUCUACUAACAGACUGAGUUACAUGGUGUGCAAUGAUUUUGUCACCUCUGCGUCCUGCGUCCCUGAUUCAUAAAAGUCCCCAAAGAUGCAAAGUAAUUCAUGGCAUGCAUCCCAUAGGAUGCAAAGAUCGAUCGAUCUGAAUAUGUGUAUUUGUAGAAGUAUCCUCUUCCUGUAAUUUCUGUCGCUGUUAUUAUGGCUGUUGUUUAACGAUGCAUAUUUCUUUUAGCCUUUGCUGUGCUUUAAAAUAGAAGGACUGUCUAUAAUUUAAUUUCAGUUUACUGUACUAUACAGUUUUGGAGUCUGUCUUCAGAUUAACUUCUGGUCACAUAACAUCACAAGCAGUUUCAAUUUUGGACUUGAUUUUUUAACUGGGACUCAUGAUUUUUCACAGAUGAGUCCCAGGACUCACCAAAACUUUUUGUAACAAAAUUACUGGGUGUGAAAUAUGUUGCGAAGAGUGCUUUUAGAUACAGUGCUUAUAUUACUUAUUUAUUGCUUAGUGUUGUAUUUCAGUUGUAUCUCGGUAUGUUUGCACGUACAAUUUUAUUUUCAGUGCGCACAUUAUUUAUUUAUUUAAUUGACGUGUACAUUUAGUUCAUUAAUUAACAUCUUAACUUUACUUUGCGUUAUUUUCCUCACUUUAUAUCUGUUGUCCGUGACUGUGCCCACAUGUUGGGUGGCUCCUCCUAAAAUGUACUGCAAUUGGUAGAGGAUUUAAUGGAGCUGAAACCAAUUGUGGAAUUGCACGCAUUUUAGGCAUCCUACUGAUGAACAGUUGUGACUCGUAGAUACAUAUUGUUCAGCAACUACUAUAAUUUUGUGUACUUUGAACACCAGGGGCACAUGCUAUGCUGUCUGUUUUAUCCGGGUGUCUCUCAGAAAAAACAGGGAACACAAUGUUGUAUUGAUAUUAAGACUAGAGCAAACAAAGGGGAAUAAUAGUAGGUACAAUGAUUGCAGCAAAAAGUCAAGAAAGUGAAAUUUGUUUAGUAGAAGGCAAAAAACUUUAUUAAAUGGCUAACCAAGAUCAAACAUACCGUAAAAUUCCGAAAAUAAGCCCCAGGGCUUAUAUUUUUGAAACGCCCUUUUAGAGGGGCUUAUUUUUGGAGGGGCCUAUAUUCAGAGGGCCUUAUCUUUGGAGGGAAAUUUGCCUUUCUAAAUCGAUUGGGCUAGCCAUACAGUUGGAAGGAAAUUUACCGUUUUUGCUUUGUUUUACUUAAUAUUUGAGGGCAGUUUCCAAGUAUAAGCCCCUGGGGGGCAUAUUUGGAGGGGCGAUUUAACUGACGGUUUUUUGCGUUACAAGUUUGUGGGGCUUAUACAUGGAGAAGCUUAUUUUCAGAAUUUUACGAUAUUAGGCUAUUAUUGCUACUGCAUUAACCCUUUAAGUCCCAAUAGUGACCAACAUCAAUUUUCUCCUAACAAUAUCCAUACAAUGUCAAGAGAUGAGGUUAUGAGACUUAAUAAAAUGAUCACCUAAGAGAAAAUGCUUUAAUCUUUUAUAAAAUUCUAACUCAUUCUUUAAGGAAAUGUAUAGAGAUCAGUUUGUACAUGUAUAUUGGGGCUUCAAGGGUUAACCCGCCGAAGUCUGUCAUUAUUUUAACAGGGUACAAUACCUACAAUUACCACAUGAUACAUUGUCAAGGACAAUAGUCAAAAUAUUAUGACAGUGUACUGACAGCCGUGGUUAAUGAGAGUGUUCCAGAUGUGCUUUUUUUCAAUCCUGUUGUGUUUGUUUUGUUUGUAGCUCGUGUGGAUGAAUCCAACCAGUGAAGUGCACACAGUUGAGUGGGACAGUACAAUGUGUGUUACAAACAGUGCUGGUAAGUAGACUUGAUGCUAUCAAGCUGGGCCGAGUUGUUCGAGGCUGGGUUAAGAUAACCCAGGGUUAGUGCAAGAUUUGAAUUCAGAUUUGAAAGCUUAAAAAGCAUUUCAGUUUUAAUUCUUUUUGUCUACAAGUUGAUGAUUGGAAGCUCUAAAAAUAACAGAGAAAAUUAUCCGAGAAAAUGCUUUUGAAUACAAGAUAAAGAAACCAGGGUAAAUUCAACCCCGGGUUAAGUGCUAAUUGGCCUUCGAACAACUGGGCCCUGGCUGUUAAAGGGGUAGUGUCACGUGGUUAUUACUGUUUUAGGUCAACUCUGUGCCAAGUCAUUUCUUAGUGCCCAUACGCCACUUGCACAUCUCCCACAAUCAUUAAUGCACCAUAUUUGCCCCCCCAAAAUUUUGCAUAAUUUAUUAAAAUCUAUGAAUUGCAUUUCGUGUAACUUGCUUUACAUUGUGGCUCUAUUUUAGUGUUGUUAUUUAUUUAUUUCGCCACUCAUAUCUUUCUUACGGUAGUUUAAGAUUGCAAAACAUGUCUAGAAGCAAGAAAAUAUCUGCAAGCUUGUUACAGCUUUUCUAAGGAGAUCUCCCCUUUGUUUUUUGUGGUGCAAACCUGAGUACAGUUCACAUGUAAAUAAUGCAUUAUAGCUCUUUCAGGAAGCUUUUUUCAAGCAAUUUGUGUUUUAUUCUCAUUGUAUUUAUAGGUGCAGAAGUUCGUAGGUUAAUGAACAAAGCUUUUAAGGCUCCCUUGGUCUUACAACAACAACAGGUGAUAAGAAUUCUUGUUUUUUGUUGUUGUUGUUGUUAAAAAAGCAUGCCACGCUAGACCUUUAGCCUUGGUAUCUGGUCACCUCGCCACCAAACUAUCUCGCCACCAAUGAAGUCGCCACUAACCAUCGUUUUGAUCUGUGAUUCAUGAACGGAAAUUUCUUAACCGUUACUAUAUUUUUAUAUUUCAAAGAAAUGACCAAUGGUUGUGAAACGUUUCUGCCAGCGUUUUAAAUCUCUCAAAUGCCAAAGUUUACAUUCACCGAACCUAUACUUGUGUUAUUACUGUUUGCAUUACCAAGAGCAUAAAACGUCCGACGCAAGGAUCGUCAAUUAGGAUCGACAGAUUUGUAUUUGGGUCGACUUUAAAUUCGAAUAACCUUGACGAAAAAGUAAAAAUCUUAGGAAAGUAAUCCUAGGUAUUAAACUGUGGCAAUUAUUUCAGAGUUAUUCGUUGGUGACGAGUCGACGUAUUGGUGGCCAUUUCGUUGGUGGCGAGAUGACCGUAAACCUUAGCGUUAGGCUACUUCUUUGUGCCAAGUAGCACACGGGAAUUAGGGGUCUCAGUGUUGAGGAGUGUCACGGCUGUGAUCAUCGUAGAUAAACAUAAUGUAAAAUAUACCAUUGACUGUUUCUACUGUACUUGUCUCCUGUUAACCAACACUACUGUAAAAGCAGUGAAAGAACAUCUAAUAAAGAAAAAUCGGUUUACGGGCAAGUCGCCCGAAAGUGACUAGUUUCUUUCAAAGAAACAUCCUAUGUUAGUCUGCGCAGCAUGCAGUUUUUUGUUGGGUUCUUCGUUUGUGGUUCGCAAAGUAGAUACACCCUCGCGAAAGUAACCUGAGAUCAGGCCUAGCCUGUUUUUAUUUGUCUUUUCGUUCUUUUCGAAAACAUCACGCGCGCUCGAAGGACUUUCAAGAGAAUAUAGAGGGUCUGUGAACAGGCUAAUCCUAUCUAUACUUGUGGAAUGUAUCUUUUUGUGUUCAAAUGGAUAUCCCCAAAUGUCCAUGUAUUCCACUAUGUUCUGUAUAAUAUGUAUUCAGAAUUGUUUACUAAGGUGUUUGUGGUAUGGAGGUUUGUUAUAUCAAGGUUCCAUUGUACAAUGGUCAUAUUCUGCAACUAUGAACCUGUGCAUGGAAGGGUACAUUUAGGUACUCUUUGCUGUAAUGCUUUUCUUACUUUUCCUUUAGUGUACAGUGCAUGUAUUCUUUACAUGGGUCUUGUGUUGGCUUACUAAUUUUGUUGUUUUUGUUUCCAGCAAGUUUUAAGUGAACUUGAAAAAGACCCUAAACUGGUGUAUCACGUAGGACUUACUCCUAGCAAGGUACGUGAACUCCACGGCAUAAAAACAGCAGAAAACAAACAAAAAAACAAACAAAACAAUGAUACAGAUGACUUUUCUCACACUUAUUUAAGGUUUUUAAUUCUUCGUUAGCGGUAAUUUGUUCUUGCAAUAGUUAAGAAUGCUCCUUUCUGCACGGAAAUUUUUGUCUUAUUAAUAAUUUGUGCCGCAUGCAUAUACGUAUUUGAUUGAUUUUUUUUCCACGUGAACUUUGUAUUUAACGAUUUUUAGUAACCUUGUAUCUCUUAUUACCAUUAUUCUCUCAAUAGCUCCCAGAUCUUGUGGAGAACAAUCCAUUGAUUGCCAUUGAAGUCUUGUUGAAGUUAAUGCAGUCGAAUCAAAUUACAGAGUGAGUGGUAUUUUUUUGCAGUUCCUUCACUGUGCAGUUCUUAGCCUGUGUAGCUGGCGGAAGUAGCGCGCCAGAGCUGUAGUUUGUAGUUUUGGCAGGCCCCAAAACUCCCUUGCUUCGCGUGGCGGCUCUGCCGCUAAAGAUGCAUGGAUUCCGCUGUCACGUAAUUUUUUACACGUGUCAAUAAAAGAACCGAACGAAAGUCACACGAGUGGUAGGUCCUUAUUGUAUGCUGUAGGUUGUUUUGGUAAAAUAUAUAGAACCGCCUCGUUAAUUUUCGCCUCUUUGUUAUUUCGAUAUUGGGAGAAUGUCCGAUAUGUCUCCAAGACACACUAGUCAUAAAGGUUGAAAUGAAGGCGUUAAUGAGCAAACGUCCAAGAAGCUGCGCUUCCUCAGGCGUUUUAGUCCUUUUCUUCACAGAGACGAGCGCGAAACGCGAGAGACACGCGAGUGACUGGUGAUGAAACGCAAGGGACAUGUGGGAAUGAGAAAAAUGAGAGGUGAAGACGUCUCACCCGUUGUCUCCGUGCCGCCUUCUUUUGCGCGCACAUUUUCAGUGAGGGAGAGACGUCUGGGUACGAGGCAGAACCAGAAGCAUAUAUAUGCUUCUAUUACAAAACCACUCGUCUUGCUGUCUCUCCUUCGUGCCCUUACACUCACUCCUGUUACCCGGAUGUUUUACGCGUACAUCCGCUGUACCAGUGCACUACAUUGAUUCUGUCUCUUGAGCUCUUAGAAAGAAAGGUCUCAUUGUAAGCUACGUGAACCUAUGCUCUACUUAUGGUUAGGUCAGUGUGAAGAAGAUAAAAGGUUACUUACUGUGUAGCGAAGAGUAUUUCUUUUACCCCAAACUACGUUUUACCUCAAGGUGUUCAAAAUUCCAGAAAAAAAAACUCUCCUGAUCCGUUUUCUCGGCAUUGUGCCUUUUUGUUUUUAGAUAUUUUUCAGUCUUAGUAAACAUGGAAAUGUCGCUGCAUUCUAUGGAAGUAGUUAAUCGACUAACUACGGUAAGUUAAAGUUGUUUUAUUAUUUGCAUAAUUGUUGACAGGGCAUUUCAUACCUUCUUGAGACGAUAUACAUGUAUUACUGUAAAUAGCAUUUUUGGUCAGGUAGUUUAAGAGAGGGGUCUAAUUACAGUGAGACUAUUCGAACUGGGGCACUUGGAAGAAGAGUAUCCAAUAACAAUGUGUUUUGAAAACAAAAGAUUCUCAAGUUUUUUUGCAAGCGAACCAAUAAAAUUCAAGGUUCAAGAAUGCAACCGUUGAAAACUUUGAAACAGUUUGAACUUACCAGACCUCCUCAGGAAACAACCCUCAAAUUCAUGAAUGUUAUUGGUCCGUUUGUGAAAACACCUUGAGUAUCUUUUGUUUUCAAGAAUCGUUGUGAUUGUAUAAUCUUCAUCCAAGUGCCCCGGUUCGAGUAGUCGCACUGUAAUUCUGUAUUUGCUAAAUAACCCUGCGUGCAGACUUCUCCUUGUUCCUUUAUUGCACACGAGUAGGAAUAAUUGAAAAAAUAAUUAAAAUAUAAUACAAUUAUCCUCUCCCCCUAUGGGUCUUUUUAGGGACAAUAAAAAGAAUAAUUAAAAUAGAACACAACAAAGAUAAACCUCAACUAGUAGGAGGCGAACCAGUUGGCUAUUUUACAAGCAUGGCCGAGGAUUUGAACUGGGGACUGCCAAGAACGAAUCCAGCUCGAAGUUGUUAGCGUCCGGGGCGGGACUUGAACUCGGGGCUUCCGAAUUACAGGUCCAGCGUUCUAACCGCUCGGCCACGCAGCCUCCACAUACUGGUUCUAAUCCAUACAGCAGAAUAAAACCAUUGUUUGUCUCUUUCAGGCCGUAGAUCUUCCCCAAGAGUUUGUUCACCUGUACAUUUCAAACUGUAUCUCGACUUGUGAAAAUAUAAAAGAUAAAUACAUGCAGAACAGGCUUGUCCGACUGGUAAGUCAACAUAUUUGCAGUCAUCUGCAUGCGACAUUAGCCUGUUUUAUUGAGCCACAGUUACCCACAGUCUCAGUCAAAAUUGUUGCGACACUUUACCUUCUCCUUACUCUCCCAAUGUUGGUCUGCCAGAUUUGGUGAGAUAACUGCGAUAAACAACAUUGGGAGGAGGCGGGCCAGAAGUAGAAAAACAGCGUUCUAUGGAAGUGUCUGAGACUUCAGGUUAUACAGUUGAACAAACUGCCAAAGAUUCUGUUCCUCAGUCUAUAUUAUUUGUAUUCGUUUAUUUCAGGUCUGCGUUUUCCUUCAGUCUCUUAUUCGUAACAAGAUUAUUGAUGUCAAGGUAUGUUUCACGCUUCAAAACAAGGGGUUUUUCUUCCCCUGUGUACUGAAUGAGAGACCCUAACGAAUAACCAUUCACCACUUUCACUUUGUCCAUACUACACCUUGUUUAUCCUCCAAAAUUUUGCAUAGCCAUUUUUCAAUGCCUCCGGGGUAUUACAGUCGUCCCAAGGGAAAUUGAAGACAAUGCUUAUGCAAAAUUUGUUAAGGGUAAAGAAGGUGUUUUAUCGGUACUGUGAAAAUAUAGUGAAUUAUGCUAAAUGACAUCUCCCCUGUUAGCCUGCGUAUCCGGCGGGAUAGGGAGGGGUGUAACAGUGAUAUGGGCACCCCCAUUCCCAAAACCCUAGUGAUAUGGGCUUCCGCUGUAACCCUAACCCUAACCCAAAUCGCUAAGGUAAUAUGAGAAGGGGAUGCCCAUAUCACUGUAACAGGGGCAACAGCGAGCAGUGAAGCCACGAGGAGAAUGGGGCGAAAACAGCGCUCGCUAAACAAAACUACCAGCUAUUCAGGCUAGUCCCCAGUGUGUCAUGGGCAUCACUCGGGAGUUUGAUGGAUACUCUCAUAGACAAUGAGCCAACCAAACAGUGCCAUACUUUUCACUAGAUUUUAGUUAACGAAUCUGAUGAAGAUGCAAGGGAUAAUACUCCUUAAGCAUUUUGUUGCAACUGUAGUUGGAGACACAUUCCCUCAACAUUACAAUAUUAGAACCAUUCUUAUAGUUAAUAACAUUCGUGUUCAACAAAACACCAUAAAGACAAUAAUUCGUACUAAAAAGUUAAAGUCCCUAUUAAGUUGUUCUAUUUACAAAAUUUGUGAAUAAGAAGGUAUUUGUCGGGUCACUGCCUUACAGUAACUUCCUUAUCGUACAAUCCAGAUUUUUAUCCUUUCUAUGUGCUAACCAAGGCAUGAAUGUAGCUUCUUCGCUCCAUUUAUAAUAUGCCAGUUCCUUAAUGCAGAUCUUUUGGCUGGAAAUAAGGGGCUUAAAAAUGACCACUUUCGAUUGAUCUGCAAAGAAGCAACAAAACAUCAAAGCAAAUAAAAUUUACUACAAAGAAUUGAAAUUCUGUCCGGUGAGUUCUGGGAAAAGUGACUAGAAGAAAUGUAAAGGUGAGUUAGCUUGUUCUCACGUGAUGGUUGCAUUCAUUGUCUGUUCUUUUCAUUUUACAGGAUCUUUUCAUUGAAGUUCAAGCUUUCUGUAUCGAGUUCAGCCGCAUAAGAGAAGCGGCUGGCUUGUUUCGACUGCUGAGGACACUAGACAGUGGAGAAGCAAGCCCUGCACCCACCAAGUAGACUUCCAUUUGAGACGCAAGAUGUUCUUUAGUAAAGUAGGAGCCUCAGUCCUUCGCAGAGUCUCCCACUGGUAGUCAAGAACACUCGCCAAAAGAUAGCUCCGGCGGACAUCAUUCUUUUUCCAUCGUUCUCUCCCUCCUGUAUCUAACCAGCCCGGCUCGGCGUGGCAAAAGAGAGGUCUCUCCGGAGGAGAGGGGUUAAGGAAUUAUUGGGAUCAAGCAAGUUCGUAUCUCCACACCGAACAACGGAUAUGUACAGGAAAGAACUUUAGAAGCUUGGAUUCUCUUAUACGCCGUAGUAGUGGUGUUUCUGUGAAAGGUCCUUUUCCUUUUAAUUUUGACAUGUGGGUGAACAAGCUCACUAAAAGUCUCUAUAAGACGGACGCCUGCAGUUGUACUACUGUUCUUUUGUCAUUGGCUACUUAAAAAAAAAACGAUAGGAAAACUGGGCCGAGUUAGCUUUCCCAAAGACUUCUGGGACUGUUACUGGGGACAGGGAAAAAAUUGACCAAUUAGCCUCUUUGAGAUUGCGCGGGAGACCUGGUCGAGACGGUUUCAAAAGGCAUUGAGGGACUGUUUUGGGGAACGAAUUUUUAACAUGGAGGCAAAUUCGUUUCCCACAACAGUCCCACAAUGCACUUUGGCAACCAUCUCGGCCCGGUCUCCCGCGCAACCUCAAAGAGGCUAAUAGCUGACUGGCGCGUCCUUAGUGACGAUCCCAGCAACAUUUGCGGGACACAUUUCGUGUUUCUUAAGUGACAAAUUGUUUGUUACUUUCUAUUUAACAAUUAUUCCUCGAGCCCGAAUGGGCUCUGAGUCAGCCGAAUGGGCUAUUGACUCAGAGGCCAUAAGGGCGAGAGGAAUAAUUGUUUUAGUAAAAUCCAACUAGUUGGUCAAAAAUAUCGAGAAUAAAAAAAAAUUUAGCAAGUUAAAGCUAGACUUUAAUCCUUUUUUGCCGCCAAAAAGCCCGCGCUUUUCGCUACUAGUGGGCUAUAACAUAUAGCCUAUUAGUAGCUCAACCAAUCAGAACGCGGCAUUGAUCAUAGACCACUAGUUGGAUUGUACUAAAAACACUUAGUCCCAGUCCCAGCGGUGCCUUUCUUGGAGAGAUUUGACUGUAUUUCAGAUGUAGUUCUCGACUCCUCGUUAGCAUUUCUUAUUAUUAAGCGUAUAGCUAUAGUCAUUUGUUGUUUCGUGGAUUGUUCACCAGCGUGUCACAAGUUACCCAUAAAGAAGUUUCCCUACCAUUCUGUAUGUAACAAAUUUCUGCUUCCUUUCGCCCCUCACGGUGUACAUAACAACUCUGAGAACUUUCGGUGUUCUUUGCUUACAGUCGGCAU